This is a messenger RNA of Temnothorax curvispinosus, 772 nucleotides long. RefSeq lists its product as uncharacterized. The record is from RefSeq and is a predicted model, not a curated record. The coding region runs from base 72 to 584 and encodes 170 amino acids. The transcript is spliced from 3 exons. Lineage: Eukaryota; Metazoa; Arthropoda; Insecta; Hymenoptera; Formicidae.
AAGAUGAUAUAGAUGAAAACGAAACUUCGAGGGAAGAUACACUAGAUAUAGUCAGUACGUUAGAUUUUCGUAUGAAUGGUUCCGUCGCAAACGGCACCAUUCGUACAAUUCCAAAGCCCGUAGAUAAAACUAACGAAUGCUUCAAUGAAGAGAAUUUAUCACCCUUUGCAUUAUCUCGUACAACGUCGGUCAACGACGGAUCGACGAAAUUCUCGCCGCGAGAAAAUAAUUUAGGAUUUCAAGGAAUACCUGACGAAGUUCCGGUAUUGAAUAACUUUCAUGGCAGUGUGGACAGCAAUUUAGACCACGUUAAAUCACCGAUUUCGCAAAAUACAACGGCAUGUGACGACAAGCUCGCCGCAUUACAAGACAAAAACUGCAGUCUCGCUCCGUUGCAUGUGGAAUGCGAUCCGAACGCUUGGGAUUUGCAGAGCUCCUCUGACACAUCUUAUGUAAUUCCAAAUAACAUGGCCGGAUUAGACAAAGUGGUUCACAAAACGAAGAAAAAUAACCAAAUACAGGAUCGCUUUGAUUUCAAUUUAUUCACGAACAAGCAGGAAGAGUUUCGUGAGGCUUGUACUUGAAUAUGCACUCGAGCCUUUCUCAGAACAAGUGACGAAAAAAGAUCGCAAGGAGGCUGUGGCACCAAACUGGCUGUCUGUGCGAGACCUGUCUCUGUCGCGUUGAAGGCAUAUUGCCAGGAACAUUAGCGCAAGAAUUACCUGUUUUAUGCCUUAUAUGGCAAUCGAUGCAUAACGUAACAAUAAUAUUG